Molecule: messenger RNA, 2777 nt
Organism: Mirounga angustirostris (Northern elephant seal)
Lineage: Eukaryota; Metazoa; Chordata; Mammalia; Carnivora; Phocidae
Gene: CEP44
Product: centrosomal protein 44
Exons: 14
Coding region: 589-1761 (390 amino acids)
Cellular component (GO): spindle pole; centrosome
Source: RefSeq, a predicted model, not a curated record
UCUUCCCGCGGCGCGUGGCGGGCAUCGACCCGCUGUUUAAAUACAAACGGUCGACUCGGGGGGUGCGCCCAGGUGCAAGCGUCCGGUCGCAGUGACUCGCUGCUGAAGGCUGGGUCCCGGUGGCUAUCUCUGGUCGCAUAUGCUGCCUCCCCCUCUCCCUGCUGUGCGGGGCCAGAGGCCUUCGGGGCCCUCUUCUUUGCUUGGCGGCUGCUGGGGAGGCUGGUGAGAGUGCGCCCCAGAUUAAGCAGGGGAAGCCUCUCCCCGCCGCCCUUACCGAGACCACGGGCGGGAGCGGAUGACCAGAUCCAACCUGUACUUGUAUCUUACUCUUCUUCAAAAUACUUAUUCUGCUGAUACUGAAGAGGAUGUGUUCCAAGGACAUACUUUGUUGUCAGAAAGUCCAUUAUCAGAGGAGCUUCGGUCCCAGAGGAUUCAUUAUUCAAGGUUGGUUUUCACUUAUUCAUCUGCUUUCCAUCUUCCAAACUUUUGUUGAUACUUCUCCUGUCAUGUGGAAUCCCCUCUAAUUCAUUUUGCCCUGGUGAAAAAUUAGAUUAUUUCAAAAGCUGGAGCUGAAUGUAAUGUUAAAUAAUGGCAACAGGUGACUUAAAAAGAAGCUUACGGAACCUAGAACAAGUGCUUCGCUCACUAAAUUAUCCUCAAGAGGUGGAUUGUGUUGGUUUGGUAAAGGGAGAUACAGCAGCAUCCUUGCCCAUCAUUAGCUAUUCCCUUACCUCAUAUUCACCUUAUGUAGCAGAACUUCUGAUGGAAUCCAAUAUAGAGCUCAUAGCGAAGAAUGACUUGCGCUUUAUAGAUACUGUCUAUAAGCUUCUUCGUGAUCAAUUUAAUUAUAAACCAAUCUUGACAAAAAAGCAGUUUCUCCAAUGUGGAUUUGCAGAAUGGAAAAUCCAAAUUGUUUGUGAUAUUUUGAAUUGUGUGAUGAAAAAGCACAAGGAAUUGAGUGGUCUUGAGAAGAUUCCAUCACAACAAAGAAAGAAAAUCAGUUCAGUUAAGUCAGAACCUUCUUCAAGCACUGAGAAAACAUCCACAGAACUUGUUGGCAUUGACAUCACUGGCAGGUUUAUGACUUCAGGAAAGAAAAAAGCUGUGGUGAUCCGUCACCUGUAUAAUGAAGAUGGUGUUAACAUUCCUGAAGAUACGAUAAGUACCGUAACAGAUGUUAGUGGAACAUUUGAUGUGUGUGACUUAAAGACGACUGAAAUAAAGCUUCCUGAAAUAAAGUUCCCUGAAAUCAAGUCUGAACAACAAGAUAUUAAAAUUAAUCCUGAGAUUACUGCACUACAGACUAUGCUUGCUCAAUGCCAAGAAAAGCUUCAGAAACUGACUUUGGUAGAGAGUAGAUUAGACUCUUUGGAAGAAAAAAUGAAAGGAAGAGUGAUGGUAAAUGAAAAAACGUGGACUAAUCUUCUAAGUCGUGUCACUCUUCUUGAAACAGAAAUGCUUUUGUCUAAAAAGAAUAAUGAAUAUAUAGACUUUAGUGAAACAAAUGAAGACUAUGAAUCUAGUAAUGACAUGGAUAUUCUGAAUCCUGACAGAAAAAGCAAAGAUGAGAGGCAAACAAGUAUUCCUCUAUCCUCUGGCUAUAGUACAGUGUCAUCAGAUUCAACUCCCAGAACCUCAACUGGUAGUUACUGUGGUUUGAAAGAGAAUUCAGAGGAAACAACAAUCCAGAAAAUGGAAAGGAUGAAAAAAAUGUUUGAAGAAACCGCAGAGUUACUGAAAUGUCCAAAUCACCAGUUAUAGAAUUUUCUGCGUGAACUUCUCUAGGCCUUUGGCUACUGUACAUGUUGUAUAUUUUAAGAAUUCUCUAUAAAUUUUAAUAUACUGCAAUAUUUUUAUGAAGAAUUUGAAUUCCAUUUGGUAUAUGAGUUUUUUCAAUAUUGAAUAAAUACUUAUUUUUAUGCUAUGAUUACACUUCUUUACUCUGUUUUACUUUUUUAAGGAAAACUUAUGUGCCAGUACAUUUCUUUUACAGAGUGAAGUCAUUACAGCACUGUAUUUUUGUGUUGACAUUUGUUGGCAGUGUGCUAAGUAAUAUGUUUUUUAAAGUACAGACUUGUGGACCAUGGUUUACAUCCUGUUGGAAACAUUCCAACUGGGACUUGUGUAUUGUACCCAGGAGGCUCUCAUGCACACCAUCUUGCCAUCUGUACUGACUAAUAUGUUGUAAUGAAAAGGCAGAAAUGCUCAUUGAAAAUUAAAUAAAAAUACAAUUUUAUGUUUAAUAAGAAAGGAGUAAUACAUUUUUAGUUAACACUGAAAAGAGUGAGGGUAUGAUUUUCUUUUUGUAUUUAGCAACAGGUCAGAAAGUUCACCAUGAAAAAUGUGUUGAGUAUUUUAGUGCUCUAUUCCAUAACACAUUUUAAGACCAGCAGCACAGACACAGAUGGUGGCCAUCCAAUAUUACAAGAUACACAGUAUGGUUUUUGUUUUCUUUUAAGUGAUGGGAAGUUACAUAUUUUUCUAGAGAGAGAAAGGUCUUAGAUGAAGUUAAAUCAAGAGAAAAAUGAAAUUCACUUUAAAUUACUAGAUAUGUUACUAGACAAAUGAUCUUUUUUUAACUUUAUACAUGAAAAAUAUAAUAAUAACCCUGGGUAAUCUUUAAGAGAAUUGAUUCCAUUAUUUGGAAGGAAAAAAGGUUUUUUUUCUUUUUUAUUAUUAUUUAGAUCAUCUGAUUGUAUUUUAUUAUCUGUUUAUAUUCUGUGUGUAAUUUGAUAUUGUCACAUGAAACUAACAUUAAAAGUUGAUGUUAAAUUCUG